This is a messenger RNA of Podarcis lilfordi (Lilford's wall lizard), 6811 nucleotides long. The record is from the annotation of a GenBank genome assembly. Lineage: Eukaryota; Metazoa; Chordata; Lepidosauria; Squamata; Lacertidae.
AUGCGCGAGAAAAGCCUCUUUGCAGAGUUCCAAAAAGGGGGCGGGGAAAAGAACGGAGAAAGAAAGAAGGAAGGAAGGAAGCAGCGAACGAGCACCUCAUUGGACAGCAGCCCCGACGGGAGCUCCUCCCUCUUUUCGGUUGGGGCUCGCUUCCUCAUUGGCCAGCCGGACGAAGCGGACCCCCGCGAGCCCGGCAGCGAGUCAGAAAUCGGUUGCCGGGCAGGGUGGGGCGUGGCCGGCCAAUGGGCGAGAGGAGAGGUGCAGCGGUGGCGGUUGAAGGCGCUCGCGCAGGCGCGUCCGCGUUCUGUAGCAACGGCCGAGGAGGAGGAGGAGGAGCCACUGCUCUUGUUGUCGUCGCCGAGAUCCGGCGGCGGCGGCGGCGGCCGUGGAGGAGGGCAGGUGGGUGGCGCCUCCUCCUCCUCCGCCUUUUCCCCUCCCAGCGCGCAAGCAGUUGCCCGUCGCCAGCCCCUCUGAGGGAAGCCUGGCUGGCUGGCUGGCUCGGGAGCCGGCGGCGCGGUGCCCCCAGCUGAGGGAGAGCGGCCGGGGUGGAGGGUCCCGGUCCUGGCCUCCGCCCUCCUUCAGGAGCCCCAGCAGGUGAGCGAGGCUGCUGCGGCUGAGGGGGAAGCGGUGGCAGCAGGAGGGCACGGCGUGGGGGGGGGGAAGGAGAGAGGGAGGACGAAGGCCUGAGGAGGGGGCGGCGGGGGAACCCGGGGGGGGGCAGAUAUAUAUAUAUAUAUAUAUAUAUAUAUAUAUAUAUAUAUAUAUAUAUAUAUAUAUAUAUAUAUAUAUAUAUAUAUAUUGGGGGGGUAUAUAUGUAUAUAUGGGGGGGGGGUUAAAAAGGAGCCAGGGGAAACGGACUUCGGAAAGAGGGGGCAAUUCUGGGGUGGGUUUUUCUUUUGCUGAGGUGGGGGCGAAGCCUCCUGACUGGGCUAACAUAGAGGGCUGGAUUGGGGCUGGUGGUGGGGAAGAGUGGGGGAUUUGGGGUGAGUGCGUAGGAUCUACGUAGGGGAAUGAAAGGGUUGCGGGUUGGGUGGGGGAAGGUGGCAGCUGCACACACACACAAAUACACCCCCCCCCCAAUUGUGGGGCUGGGGUGUGGAGGGAAGCAGGACACAUAUUGGGGAUGGGGGGAUCUGGUAGGAAGUGGCGGAAGAAACAAGAGUUUUUGGGUGGGUGGGUGAUGACUGGGAAUUUGGGUUAUAAAUCGAUAGGGCGGUUAAUGUUGAGUUUUUUUGGGGGGGGCUGUUAAGACACGAAGGGUAGAGAUGGGCGAUGCAAGUGGAGUAGAAGGAAUCUGGUCGUUAGGGUGCCCAAGGGGAGGAUAGAGUGCUGGCUGGGGCUCAGGGUGUGUGUACCUAGAUGUGUGGGGAAAUUAGGUUCGUGGUGAGAUGUGAACUGAGGAGUUGUGGGGCUGGCAGAGAAGAUGAGGAGCUGCAGGCUUAUGCCUCCUGGCUUGUCGAGGAGUCUUUCUAAAUACAGCCCACUGUAGCUGCACCAGGGCAGAAAAAGGAAAAGGACCCCUGACCAUUAGGUCCAGUCGUGGCCGACUCUGGGGUUGCGGUGCUCAUCUUGCUUGGUUUGGGCUAUUAGUGGUGCAGAAUAUAUAUAUAUAUAUAUAUAUAUAUGCAGUACUGUGUAUAGAGAAUGGGAUGGCGGGAGAGCAAUGGGGAGAAGGGAGGAGAUGUUGCUUGUGAGACCUGUCUGGUGGGUGAACACUACUGUUGGGGAAUAUCAGGAGCAAGUGGGAGGAGGAGAGGUGUUGGGAGCUGACUCAAGUUAAUACCUGGAUAAUUGGGAGGGGGAGAGGUUGCUUUUAGCAGAUUCCCUGUUUGUGGUGGGGUAAGUGGCUGGUGCUCCUUAGACAUGAGACUGUAUUGGGAGGGGGGAGGUGAACAUUAUAGAUCAGUAAGAAGUUAGGGGAUGGGGGGAGGUAGGGCAUUGGGUAGGGGAUUCUUGUGGAAAAGAGAAAACACCAAGAGUUGAAAAACUUGUUCAGUUAGAGUCAGGGUAAUACCUGGGUAUGGGGAGAUUCUGUAUUUGAGCUAGCUGAAUAAGGCUGAGAUGAAAAUUUGUGAGAAAAAGAUGGGCUAUCAUUUUAUUUACUUAUAAAAGUAUUUCUCUACUGCCAGUUCAUACAAUACUAUGUGGUGGUUAAUGCUGGUACAUAUGUUUAGAGAGAUGUUCUGAGGAGGGGAUAAUAAGUGCUUGGCUGGGGAUUGAAUUGAUUCGGUUUUGAGCAAAGUGUUAGAGGUAAAUUGAUUAGAAUUUAUGAGUGGUGCUGAGAGUGACAGCACAAUAUUGCACUGUUGAACAGAGGUCAUAGGUUUGGGGUGGUGGUCAUGGAAAAUAAGAUAAUUGUGUAUGGACAAGGGAGGAAUUUAGGAGAAUCAGAGCAGGGUCUAUUGUUCUAGAAGGAAGUGAGAGUCUAGAUGGGUUAUGUAAGAGUGCCAGUGUGGUAUAGUGGCUAAGGGGCCAGAGUAGAAGCCAGAUUCAAAUCUCUAUCCAGCAGUGAACAUCACAGGAUGAUCUGGGGUCAGUCACUCUCAAACUAAAAAAAAAAAGACACCUCUCAAGUUUGUAGUGAGGAUAAAAUGGGAACUAGGUAUGCCACACUGAGCUCUUUGGCAGAAUGGCAAAAUAUAAAUGGUGAUGAAUGAAUGUUCUUAAGAAUUUGGGAGACAACGUUUGGAGUGGGUUGUGAGGGGCAUAUGGAGUGGUUGAUGUUUAUGGUAACUGACCUGAUCUUGGGAAUGAGCUGGGGAUAAGGAGAAAGAAGAUGCAUGGAAGAGGAAUCAUUGGAAUAAUUUCAUGUAGGACUUGACAGGAGUUCACUCUGAGAAGUAGAAACUGGAUGGUGGCAGGGGAGCUGUCUGUGAAUGAAGGAGUAUGUUGAAGAAGAGAAUUGGGUGAGCAACUGGCACCUAGUUUUAAGAAAUUAGGUCUGGCAGCUGCCUGCCUUGGAUCAGGCUGGUUGAGUGUAGUCAUUGAGCAAAUCUAAUAGGCAUAGGGAUGUGGGGUUGGUCACUAUGGCCAAAAGCAGUAUUGGUUGGUUGAUUUUUUUUUUUUUGUCUGAACUAGUGGGGAAUGAUUGGCCUCAGUUUUAAACAGGUGGCAAGAAGUUACAGGCUAGCUAGUGUGGUUGGUAGGACAAAAGAAACCAAUUUGUGGAUGUGGGUACAGGUAGUAUGAGUGAAAGAUUUUUAGGCACUAGUAAGAACAGGAUAUGGUUGAUAGUGUGGAGGAAAAUGAGUCUGAAUUAUCAAGUAAGCUUCAUACAAAGGUGAUCAGUUAGAAGCUACACAGAGUGUGGGAGCUACCGGUAAUUGGAAGCUAAAUACUGGUAAGGGACUGGUUGGGAAUGAUGAAAUGCACAACUUGAAACAGUCAGAGUUGGGGCAUUUAGGAAUCCCUAAUAUUUUUUCGCGGGACGCGGGUGGCGCUGUGGGUAAAACCUCAGCGCCUAGGGCUUGCCGAUCGCAUGGUUGGCGGUUCGAAUCCCCGCGGCGGGGUGAGCUCCCGUCUUUCAGUCCCAGCUCCUGCCCACCUAGCAGUUCGAAACCACCCCUAAGUGCAAGUAGAUAAAUAGGUACCGCUUUAUAGCGGGAAGGUAAACAGCGUUUCCGUGUGCUGCGCUGGUGCUGCCUCGCCAGAGCAGCUUCGUCACGCUGGCCACGUGACCCGGAAGUGUCUCCGGACAGCGCUGGCCCCCAGCCUCUUAAGUGAGAUGGGCGCACAACCCUAGAGUCGGACACGACUGGCCCGUACGGGCAGGAGUACCUUUACCUUUUACCUUUAAUAUUUUUUCAGUUCUUGCAAGAAUCAGGAAAAGGGGCGUUUACUGGAGCAGAAUCUUAGAGCUGAAGGGAGGGACAUACAGAAGCUGAGUGUAGACUAGAAGGAAGAAUUGGUUAUUGGGUCCAGUUAAUGCCUAUGUUUGAGGAGGACGUGUAAGGAUUGUGCUGCACAGAAGAAAACACUAUGUGAAAUUGCAAUUGUUGUGGUAGGAGCUGGAUAUAGUCAGAAGGAUUAAGUUUGGGUGGAGCUUGUUCAAAACAUAGUGCUCUCCUUCCCCCUCCCCCACCUUUGGAGGGCUAGAGAUAUAGAACUCAUUCAGCCUGACGCUGAAUAUUGGCUCCAUGUGAGGCAGCCUGGGAAGGGAGCUAUCAUUUGGACUGCUCUUAAGUUAAGGGAGAGGCUUGGAUAUGAGGGGGCUGACUGUGUAUGUCACUUAGUAUGAGGAGGCAUCCAGUGUGAAGGGGGAGAAAUGUGUGAUUGGAUGCAAGAAAGAGCAGGGUAGCUCAGGAUUAGACAUGUCCAAAGUGUAAGAUUGAUAGAGGAUUUGAGAGUCUCCAAGGACUGCUUGGAAUAAGAAGUAUUCUUUUGGAAGGUGACAACAGAAGUACCAUUUUAUGGUAAUAAUAGGUCAUAUGGACCAUAUACCUCAAGGCAGGAUUGGGGAGUUGACUAUCUGUGUAGGGAUUCCUCUUUGCCAAAAACAGUUUUGUGAGUAAUUUAAAAUGAUUUUUUAACAUUGCUGAGUUGUUAAGCUGGGUAUAACUAGGUGCUAGGAUAACACUGAGCCCUUAUAGUGCUGGGUGAAACGUUUAGAGAGAAACUUCCUGUUAACACAGUUGUGAGUAUUACAGUACUCCCACUCAGGAACUGGGGAGGCGUGAAAGAGUGCAAUGAAUUUGGGGCGGGGGCUGUUAUUUGGCUACAUAGCUGAGGUGUAGUGUUGCUCUCUGGAGAAGCUGCUUGGCAGCUUGGAGCAGAAUUGGGAUGAGGUUGUCUUUUUUGUUAUAAAUAGCCGCUGAAGGGAGAAAGAAGGAGACUGAAGGGAGAACUUCACCAUCCAGCGAACACAAAUGUUAUUGCAAGCUCCUGUCUUGCUACUGUGGGAGGUUCAGGCAGCAGCUUCCAGGAAGUUCUGUCUGGUUUCUUUUUUGUGCACACUAUGUGGAGGCUGCCUCCCUUGUGUCUUAUUCUUAUAGGAAAUGAAAUGCAAAGGGAGGAGAAUCUCUCACUGCUCUAGUACCUUAUUUCAGAAUUUAUGAACACAUAACUGCAUUAAUGCUUGCUUUAAAAGAAUACUCUAAUUGCAGCUAACACUAAAGUGCUUUAUAUCUGUGCCAUGUGUCUUGAGACUUCCUGAAUUUCCUAUAAAGAGCUAGGCUUUGAUCUGAUCUUAAUCAUUUAUGUCUCUCACCAGCUUUGCUAGUAGUAGACAUGAUCAGUCAUUUCUAUUCACAAGAGUCAUGACAUUUAUAGGUCUGACUUUUAACAUUAACAUAACUUGGUAAAAUAAGCUUCAAAAUAUAGAGGAUAGCUCAGCAAGGCAAAUACAGCGGUACCUCGGGUUACAGACACUUCAGGUUACAGAUGCUUCAGGUUACAGACUCCGUUAACCCAGAAAUAGUACCUCGGGUUAAGAACUUUGCUUCAGGGUGAGAACAGAAAUUGUGCGGCGGCGGCAGGAGGCCCCAUUAGCUAAAGUGGUGCCUCAGGUUAAGAACAGUUUCAGGUUAUGAAUGGACCUCCAGAACGAAUGAAGUUCUUAACCCGAGGUACCACUGUACAGUCAGCUUUGCCCAUUCAGCUCUUAUAACAUGGUGUACAAUAUUUUGGGGUCAGCUCUUCAUGCCUUUUGUGAGGAUCCAUGUGCAGGAAGCCAUGGUCACCUCUUACCUAUCUGGUACCAAGUACUUCAGUGUGGCACAGAGGGAUUUUCUUGAGUGCUAGCUGUUAUAAAUUCAAUACCAUUUUAGGAUUUCUGGAAAUUGUGGUGUGGGGCUUGGCAGCAAAUGAUCCUGCAGUUUCCUCAUUCGGUGGUUUCCUCAUGUGAAGUCAUCCGUGUUUCUUUUCUGUGUCUCUGUCUGCCUGUCUUUAUAAUUUUUCUAGACCGAAGUAUAGUCUUGGUACAAUUUUCAUUUGGUCUGUCAUUUCCACUCUCCUAUGGAAAGAGAAAAUCCAAGAGUCCACAGUUUAGGACUGACUACCUAUUUUAUUUAUAAAAGUAUUUGAAUAACACAAUCUCAAAAAAUAUCAGGGUGGUGUCAUAUAGUAGUGAGCAGCCUUUUGAGUAUUGUUGGCUGGAUAAUAAGCAAAAUAGCAAGAGGAGUUGAGAGGGAGUGGAGUGGGGGAGCUGGACAUUAUGGAAGACCCAAAGUCUGCAUCAGCAGCAUGUCCAUUUUUCUGUCUUCUCUGCCCCCCCCCCCUCCUGUAUUUUGCUUGACAUCCAGCCUGUAAGAGAGUUUUGGAGAACUUGAAAAUGGUGAUAGUUUAAUUGGUCCUAAUAAAGGUAUUACCUUACUGUGGCUUUUGAUGAUUUUUCUGGGGCCAAUAGCCUUUGUUUCCUGGCAUUCGCCUGAGUGGUACAAGUGUGCACACAGCUACCAUAGUGAAACACAGUACAGAGCUACUGAGGGUGCAUGUGCAGCCAGUAGCCUUUUAAGACUUGAAGAAAGUAGUGAGCAACUUGUACAACUGCCAUAGUCUUGUGUUGUGUAAACCUAAUGCAGUACUAUAGCAGCUGUGCACAUCUUUGAUGCCGCUACAGUUCCUUGGCUCAGAAAGAUACAUGGAAUCACCCUUGUUGAUGGGGAUACAUUUCACUUGAUAGCUUUUGUGGGGAAGAAGAUGCAGAACAAGGGAGGCGCAAUGGUGCAGCAGCCUCUGAGCAAUUAUAUGCAAGUCUUACAAAAAUCCAUAAAGCAGUAAAUUAUAAUUGGGAUGUUGCAGCUAAUUAUUUGUUACAUAAUACCAUAACCAAAUGAUUCUCUAAUUUUUUCUUGAAGUUGGAUCACUUGACUGA